Molecule: messenger RNA, 2316 nt
Organism: Elgaria multicarinata webbii
Lineage: Eukaryota; Metazoa; Chordata; Lepidosauria; Squamata; Anguidae
Gene: MAPKAP1
Product: MAPK associated protein 1
Exons: 12
Coding region: 94-1782 (562 amino acids)
Biological process (GO): TORC2 signaling
Cellular component (GO): TORC2 complex; cytoplasm; plasma membrane
Molecular function (GO): phosphatidylinositol-4,5-bisphosphate binding
Source: RefSeq, a predicted model, not a curated record
AGCUCAGAUGGAACAAGAGACAUAGAACAAGCCUGAACCAGAAGUUUAAAAUCCUCUCUCCUUGCGGAGUGAGUAAAAGAGUUGUUCCGGUUUAUGGUUCUAAUAACAAACCAGGGUUUGCUGUUACAUCUAAACCAGGCAGUCAAGUUUGUGGCUCAGCAUGGAUCGAAGAAGAUAGUACGGGAAGAAGGCGGCGGGGGAAUUUGGAGCGGGAUGGCUUUCUUGGACAACCCCACCAUUAUCCUGGCUCACAUCCGGCAGUCGCACGUGACCAGCGAUGACACGGGGAUGUGCGAAAUGGUCCUGAUUGACCACGACGUGGACUUGGAGAAAUUCCAGCCCGCUUCCGCCAACAGGGAGAGCAGCUCGGAGGCGCAGGGCAGCAACGGCGAAUCUCAGGGUUACGUCUACUCUCAGUCGGUCGACAUUACCUCAAGCUGGGACUUCGGCAUCCGAAGGCGGUCAAACACAGCUCAGAGACUCGAACGUCUACGGAAGGAGAGGCAAAAUCAGAUAAAAUGUAAGAAUGUGCAGUGGAAAGAGAGAAAUACGUCCUAUUCAGCAGAGGAGCUGGGCUUGCUCUUUGAGAAGAAGAACUUCAGAUUAAAGCCUCCAAACGCCACAAAACCUUCCAUCCUGUCCGUCCGACUGGAGCAGUGCCCCCUGCAGCUGAACAAUCCGUUCAACGAAUACUCCAAAUUUGACGGCAAGGGCCACAUUGGCACGACCGCGACCAAAAUCAUCGACGUCUACCUCCCGCUGCAUGCAAACCAGGAGAAGUUGCAGCCCAUGACCGUGGUGACCAUCGCCAAUGCUAAAGUGCACGACUUGAUUGGGCUGAUCUGCUGGCAGUACACGAGCGAAGGACGAGAACCCAAACUCAAUGACAACGUCAGCGCUUACUGUCUCCACAUUGCCGAGGACGAUGGGGAGGUGGACACGGAUUUUCCGCCCUUGGACUGCAACGAGCCCAUUCACAAGUUUGGCUUCAGUACACUGGCGCUGGUAGAGAAAUACUCAUCGCCUGGUUUGGCGGCUAAACAGUCGCUCUUCGUCCGAAUAAAUGCUGCGCAUGGAUUCUCGCUUAUCCAGGUGGACAGCAUGAAGGUCACCAUGAAGGACGUUUUGCAAAAGGCCUUGAAGCGGAGAAAAGGAUCCCAGCGAGGCUCAGGCCCUCAGUACCGGCUGGAGAAGCAGAACGAACCCAACGUCCCUGUUGACUUAGACUGUACCUUGGAAAGCCAGAGCACUUUGGAAUUCUGCCUCGUCCGUGAGAAUAGUUCGAGAGGAGAGGAGAUCUCCGAAGAGGACCCGCAGAUCGACAUCGCUACCGUCCAAGACAUGCUCAGCAGUCACCAUUAUAAGUCUUUCAAAGUCAGCAUGAUCCACAGGCUUCGAUUCACGACGGACGUCCAGUUAGGUAUUUCGGGAGACAAGGUGGAAGUGGAUCCCGUGACGAACCAGAAAGCCAGCACCAAAUUCUGGAUUAAACAGAAGCCCAUCUCCAUUGAUUCCGAACUCCUGUGCACCUGCGAUCUUGCGGAAGAAAAGAGUCCAAGUCAUGCAAUAUUUAAACUCACAUAUCUAAGCAACCACGACUACAAACAUCUCUUCUUCGAGUCGGACGCUGCCACUGUCAACGAGAUUGUGCUGAAGAUGAACUAUAUCCUCGAAUCCCGUGCCAGUACAGCCCGGGCGGAUUACUUGGCUCAGAAGCAAAGGAAACUGAGUCGUAGGACCAGCUUCAGUUUCCAGAAAGAGAAGAAAUCGGGACAGCAGUGAAAUCCAGGCUGGUCUGGAGUCCAACUGAAGAGACUGUGCAUGCACGAGAUGCCCCUCCAAUAGCCUGGGACAGGAGGGGAGUCCGUGCGCUCUGCCUGCUAACGGCCCAUGGCCAACCAGAGCAGAAAUUGUUCUUUUUCCAGGUCGGCAUGACGAGGGCCACCUUUGGCAACGGGCGUCGCCCUUUGAUGGAAACGAUGAGCCAUAUCAACCCCAAAGAGGGCCGCCGGACCUCCAAGGCCUCUGGCUGGCGCCCAGAAGAGGCCCCUCUAGGCUUGACAUCUUGUUUGUGUGUUUGUUUUUCUAGAACUCUCUAACGUACAACCACGAGGGAAGCCGCCGCUGGCUGGCUGAGUGAUCCGCAAAAAAAACCAACCCCCCAAAGGCGAAAACGUGGAACGGCCCCCACCCGUAACACGCGCCCCCCCCCCCCCACGAACGUAUCGCUUGUGACUCGAUCAAAUUUCUUAAAGACAGACAAACUUGUAGGUCAAAUGUAUCCAUUUUUACUACUAAUAAACCAGUUGUACUCUU